AUAUGUAUAAUAAAGCUGAUUUGUGGACAUUUUCUGGAAUCUAUUAUACAAAAUGCCAGUACUCUGUAGUGAAGCUUUCUACGCUGAAGAUUUCAACAGUAUAACUGGAAUGAAAAAAGUCACAAUAUUCAAGAGGUAAAGCCAUUUUGUCCUGUGGAUCGUUUCAUGGAAGCCAUCAUGUUUCCUCUAGGCAUGAUUACAUUACAUUUUGGAACCUGUUGCUAAAGUACUAUGACAUGUCUCUAGCAAUCAGAAAAAGAAGCUGGGAAGAGCAUGUGACCCAAUGGAUGGGCUUGCCUUUUGGUUCUAUUGAUGCUAAUAUAUUAUGCAGACAUGGCCUAGUAGCUGACAACCUGCAGGCAGGUAUGGAAAAUGAUGGCAUUUGGAGUGGAGACCAGAAAGAAAAAAGUGCUUCCUUGCCAGAUUGUUAUCAUGGUGGAGAGCCGGCAAGUUUCCCCUCAAAGCACCUUGGUAAUGUUUCCAAAGAGGUAGAUGAAAAUGACAAUCAUCAAGAGGAAGAAGAUCUCUCUUUAGAAGACAGCAUGGAAACUUUGGUCAAUGUUUCCAUUGAGGGUGAUCAUGAUGACGACAAUGACAUGGAGCUCACUUUGGAGAAAGUUGACCACCACUUCUCUCACGUUAAUGAGAAAUUGUCAGCUGAAAGCAACAGUUUAGAAGGAGCAGGACCUUUCAUGAAGGAUGAACCAAAGGUGGAAGCAAAGGAAGAAUCUAAUCAUGACUCUGGACCAGUUGAAAAAAUGAAUGAAUUUAACUGUGAGACAGUCCUCAAAUCAGUGGAAGAAGAAGGCAUUUGUGACAGCAGAGGAGAAGGCUUCAGAAUUCAUCAUGAGAAGAGUUCCAUUGGAAAUGAAGUUACCCCAAAAGAAAGUUUUUGUCAGCCUCCAAAUGUGGAAAAACAUAUACCUGAGGAGAAGAUGUUUCACACCUCUGUGGCUGCACAGCAGUACAGGAAAUUCGAUGCCCCUAAAGAUGGGAAUGAUAAAACUGCCUGCAAACUAUUACUAGAUGAGUUUUCUCCUUGUCAAUGUGGUGACAAAAAUGAUCAAGCAACCUCAGCUUCAAACUCCAGUAACUAUCUUGUGCCAUUGCCUGGCUCCUGUUUCCUACCAGGGGAAAAUGGUGUGGAUAAAAAUGGCUUUUCAGAUUCUCAAUACGAAUGCAUCACAAGCGUGUCCUUGGUGGAAGAUAUGACUUCUUUAAAGAAUAACACAGGCACAUAUGAGCCUACAGAUAGUCAAGUCAUAUUGCGCAAAAGAAAGGAAGGGAGAGAAGAUCGAGAUCAGUCACGACUGGACUCCAUGAUGUUGCUCAUUCUGAAACUGGACCAGCUGGAUCAGGACAUAGAGAACGCUCUCAGUUCAGGAUCCUCGCCACCCAGCACACCGACACACACACGGAGGCACAUACCUGAUUUGGAAUCACAUCUGGAAAGUGGAGUGGACAUUGCUACACUGAGCCACCCACAAACCAACGUGCCUCCUCCUUCUCCUCCACCUCCUCCACUUCAUACCUAUGGUGCUGAUCGAGUUAUCCCCAUUCCAAUGGCUGGUACUGGAGCAAAACCAAAGGCUGGGUCCAUGCCAGUUAUUACAGAAAAGGAGAAAGCUGAGAUCGAGGCCAAGGAAGCAUGUGAUUGGCUGCAGGCAGCAGGAUUCCCACAGUAUGCUCAGCUUUAUGAGGAUCUUAUAUUUCCUAUUGAUAUCGCUUCAGUCAAGAGGGAGCAUGACUUUUUGGACAGAGAUGCCAUUGAAGCCUUGUGCAGGCGUUUAAAUACCUUAAACAAAUGUGCAAUGAUGAAGUUGGAAAUCAGUCCUCAUAGGAAGAGGAGUGAAGAUUCUGAUGAAGAUGAGCCUUGUGCAAUAAGCGGCAAGUGGACUUUCCAGCGGGACAGCAAGAGAUGGUCCAGGCUUGAGGAGUUCAACAUCUUCCCUUCAAAGCAGGAUUUGAAUCCCAUAUCCUCAGAAGUGCCUCAUCUUAGCAGUGCAGCCAGCCACGAAAGUGUGCUGACAGACCUUAGUGAGCACCAGGAGAUAGUUUCUGUUCACAGUGUCAGCAGCAACAGCAGUCACCCAGCUGCCUCCCAGAGUGAAGCAGCCACCACCAGAACCAAUUCAGUCAUUAGCGUUGGCUCAUCGGGUAACCUUGUGGCAAAUGAGGAUUCCUUCAGCAGCUUGCCUUCACCCAAAGAGCUGUCCAGCUUCAAUUUCAAUGGGAAAACCAAUGAGAAGCAUGCCAAAUCCAAAACAAGAAGCCUGUUAAAGAGGAUGGAGAGCCUAAAAAUAAAAAGUUCCCAUCACAAUAAAAACAAAUUAUCUUCAAAGCUUGGUCUUAUCAUCAGCGGGCCUAUCUUGCAAGAAGGCGUGGAUGAAGAGAAGCUGAAACAACUGAACUGUGUGGAGAUCUCUGCCCUAAAUGGCAAUCACAUCAAUGUCCCUAUGGUACGCAAAAGAAGCGUCUCCAAUUCCACCCAGACCAGCAGCAGCAGCAGCCAGUCAGAGACAAGCAGCGCAGUCAGCACCCCAAGCCCCAUCACACGGACACGCAGCCUCAGCGCCUACAAUAAAAGAGUAGGGAUGUACCUAGAAGGCUUUGACCCCUUCAACCAAUCAACAUUCAGUGAUGUCAUGGAGCAGAACUUUAAAAACAGAGAAAGUUUUGCAGAAGACACAGUCUUUUUUAUUCCUGAAGACCACAAGCCUGGAACUUUCCCUAAAGCACUCUCCAAUGGUAACUUUUCUCCAUCUGAGAACAGCACUUCAGUGAACUGGAGGACAGGGAGCUUUCAUGGACAUGACCAUCUCACCCUCAGAAGGGAAAAUAGCUCUGACAGCUCCAAAGAGCUGAGCAUUGGGAAAAGGCGCAAUUCCUCUAGCUCGAUGUGCAGCCGUCUCAGCAUUUACGACAAUGUACCAGGCUCUAUCCUGUAUUCCAGCACAGGUGACCUAGCUGACCUUGAGAAUGAAGAUCUCUUCCCUGAGCUAGAUGACAUCCUGUAUCAUGUAAAAGGCAUGCAGAAAAUAGUGAACCAGUGGUCCGAGAAAUUCUCUGAUGAAGGGGACUCUGAUUCAGCCCUAGAUUCGAUUUCUCCGUGCCCUUCCUCUCCAAAGCAGAUCCUCCUCGAUGUAGACAAUGACAGAACAAUGCCCACUGAUCUCGACAGUACUGGCAACUCCUUGAAUGAUACAGAAGAGCCCACUGGGAUCCAGGAAAGAAGGGACUCUGGAGUGGGUGCAUCGCUGACGCGCUCAAACAGGCACCGAAUGAGGUGGCACAGCUUUCAGAGUUCCCAUCGGCCCAGCUUAAGCUCAGCUUUAUUGCAGAUUGACUGUCAGUCUGUGGCACAGAUGAACCUGCUGCAGAAAUACUCCCUCUUGAAGUUAACUGCACUUUUGGAGAGAUACACACCUUCCAAUAAACAUGGCUUCAGCUGGGCUGUGCCAAAGUUUAUGAAAAGGAUAAAGGUCCCAGAUUAUAAAGACCGAAAUGUGUUUGGAGUUCCCCUAACAGUUAAUGUCCAACGUACAGGACAGCCUCUCCCACAAAGUAUUCAGCAAGCCAUGCGAUACCUUCGCAAUCACUGCCUGGAUCAGGUUGGGCUUUUUCGAAAAUCUGGAGUCAAGUCAAGGAUCCAGGCAUUACGACAGAUGAAUGAGUGCUCAACAGGCAAAGUGAACUAUGAAGGGCAAUCUGCUUACGAUGUGGCAGACAUGCUGAAGCAGUAUUUCCGUGACUUGCCAGAGCCACUCAUAACCAACAAGCUCUCAGAGACUUUCUUGCAAAUCUACCAGUAUGUGCCAAAGGACCAGCGUCUCCAGGCAAUCAAGGCAGCCAUUAUGCUUCUCCCAGAUGAGAACAGAGAGGUCCUACAGAUUCUCCUUUAUUUCUUGAGUGACGUCACGGCUGCUGUGAAGGAAAACCAGAUGACACCAACAAACCUUGCUGUGUGCUUAGCGCCUUCUCUUUUCCACUUGAACACUCUCAAGAGGGAAAAUUCUUCUCCAAGGCAAGUCUCCAGGGUAAUGCAGAGGAAACAGAGUCUGGGGAAACCUGAUCAAAAAGAUCUCAAUGAGAAUUUGGCUGCAACACAAGGCCUGGGCCACAUGAUUGCAGAGUGUAAAAAGCUAUUUCAGAUCCCUGAAGAAAUGAGCAGAUGUCGGAAUUCCUACACAGAACAAGACCUUAGGCCUCUGAGCUUGGAUGAGCUAGGGCGAACCAACAGCUCUGAGCCUGCGGACUACCAUGCUUACAUCCAAGACUGUAUGGAUGAUUUGCUCAAAGAGAUGAAGGACAAGUUUAAAGGCUGGGUCAGCUGUUCCACCUCGGAGCAAGCAGAGCUUGCCUACAAGAAGGCAUGUGAGGGUCCACCACUCCGCUUGUGGAAAUCCACUAUUGAAAUCCCUGCAGUUCCUGAAGAGGUCUUGAAUCGUAUACUUAAAGAACAGCAUCUUUGGGAUGAAGAUCUUUUAGAUGCCAAAGUGAUCGAGACUUUGGACAGCCAGACUGACGUAUACCAAUAUGUACAAAACAGCAUGGCACCCCACCCAGCCAGAGACUAUGUUGUCCUAAGAACUUGGAGGACAAAUUUAUCUAAGGGAGCUUGUGCUCUUCUAAGCUCCUCAGUGGACCAUGAACGUGCUUCAGUCCUUGGCGUAAGAGUGAAUGUGCUCUUGUCCAGGUAUCUCAUUGAGCCGUGCAGUUCAGGAAAAUCCAAACUCACUUACAUGUGCAGAAUUGAUUUAAGGGGACACAAGCCUGACUGGUACACAAAGGCUUUUGGACACUUGUGUGCAGCUGAAGUUGUUAAGAUCAAAGAUUCCUUCAGUGAUCAGAACCUUGAGACUAAAGAAGCAAAAUCUAGGUGACUACUGAAGCAGGCCAACUCUGUGUUUAGCCCAGGACCUGGUGAUUGUCUGCUGCAGAACGGGUUGCAGUGUGGCCUAUAAAGUCCUAUCAUGAAGAAAGAGUAUUUGGACUGAGUCUGGAUUCUCAUUCAAGUCUGUGGCAAUUCCAUACUUUUUUUAAAAAAAGCUGCUUCCUGUCUGUGUUAGGUCUAUAGUGUAGGCCUUGACUGGAAUAUAUUGGAAGGUGCAAAUGUUUUUUAAAUAUUGAUACUAUGUUUAGACAGUGUGAAUUGCUUCUGAGAAGCAAAACUCUGAGACUGAAAUAUAUUCUGGAAUAUAGUGAAAAAUGAUUCAUUCCUGUGUGGUGAUAGCUUUAUGUAUGUAUCCGUGUGCCAUUUGUUGAGGGACUGUUGCAUCCACUGGAUUCAUUGGUACUCUUCAAUGGAUUCCCAUUAAAGUAAGUGAAGGAAGGUUUGCACAAACGCAGAGGUGUGAAUAAACUGUUGGAACAGAGUCUUUGAAGCCAGAGUAGCAGAAGUACAGUAUCUGGUACACUUGGAGAUCAUGAGAAAAAUUUAAAGUGUGAGGGAGAGUUUGGCCUGGAAUCUUGUCUGCCCAACAGAACAUCACAAGCUAAUCCUCACCUUCAUGUUCUGUAUUAUCUGUGUAUAACAACAAAAAGAAAUCAAAGCAGCACAAGACAUGGCAAAGAAGGCAAAAAGCCACAAACCUCAAGCUGAUGCCAAACGAGUUUAUUGAAGCAAUUUUGCAAAGGCAGUAGCUCAGUGUGUUCUCCUAUUUAAAAGAAGUGCUCUCAGGACUAUUUUACACAAAGUGUGCAGAGGCAAAUUUGGGUUUGCCACUGAAUGUAAGCGCAGCCAUUCCUAGUUUCCUGAUGGGUGAGCCUGUAUGUAAUACCCAUUUUCAUCUGAGGUGUACUCUUCAAAAAUGGACGAUGUGAAGCGAUGCCCAGACUUCUGGUUCUCAAAUGGGUUGUGUCUCAGAACAAUUGCCUUGGAAAAGAUACAUGUCAAUAGAUAUUGGGUAUUUUUAUUCACCUUGAGGUUUUCCUCUUCUUCCUUCUUUUUUGCUGCACAUAUAUAGCCAUCGUUUCACAUUGGCAGCUCUUAAGAUACAGGCAGGGCUCUAAGCAUUCAUCUUGUAAAUAAAUUUCAUAGGAAUAAACAGCACGUUACAUGAAAGUAGAUACUGCCUUCUUUAGCUCAAAAAGGCAGCACUGGAAAACGUCAUAACUGGAGAAUUCUAAAGUGAUUCUGUGUAAUGGAUACUGUUAGGAGUUCAAAAGUAUUCAUAUAUUCCACUCCAGUAUAACCGUAUAACCUCAUUUAUCUACAUGGCUCAGAGGAAACAUUUUCAGAAAUGCUGAAGUCUGGAUGAACAAGAAUACAGUUGUCAUCCAAUUGCAUAGGGCAAUGUGAAGGCCUGCAAGUUAGGAUAAACAGGAGGGUCAGGAAAUGGGAUAUUCCACUGUGUGGGUUAAUGGCUUUUAAAGGAAAGCCAGACCUACAUACUUGGCUGCACUCUUGGGCAGCAUGAUAGUAAUAGUAAAUGAACAGUGACAUAUGGAGAGGAAAGUGUGAAAUGUCUUGCUCUUUUGCCUUUCUAACAGAUGUAGAUGAGCUGUUUCAAGUGUUUUCAGCAAAUCCGAUUAUUACUAUUAAAAAAAACCAUAUGUGGGUGUGACCUAGUAACAUUUCCCACACACUAUCCUAUCUACAUUAUCCUGUCUGACAUGUGCAAGAGAGGUCCUGGGGGUGGGGGGGAUGGUUUUGCUGAAAGAAGCGUCUUGUGCGAGCAGGGGUGCCAAGAGAAGAGAAAGCCAUGCACAUGUGACUCUUCCUCGGGAGCAGCUGUAUAUCUGGUUGUCCAAGAACAGGCUUUGGACCCUUGCUGUGAAUCUUGCUUCCCAGAACCUGAAAUGGUGCCCCUGUGUAAGGAUUGUGCUUUGGUGUAGAGAUGCAGCAUUGUCUAGAGAUGCACUGAACCAAGGUGAGUAGGGUGUGAAUGUAAAAUAGAAGGUGGCUUAGUUACACUAAGAUUUUAGAGCUAUGCUAAUAGUUGCCCUACAACCGGACUCCCUCCCCUAAAUCUAGCCUGUUAACUUUCCCUGCCACUUGUUCCUACAGCCAGGGAUGACUGCCAAGAUGUGUGUUGUAUCAAGGUGGAGUGAAGAGCUGGACAGUUCAUUCCAGCUUGCUCUCCCACAUUGAGGAAAGGCCUGUGCAACAUAGAUGUUGCCUUGGACCUACGGCUCUUGUCCCCACCCCCAGGGCAGCCACACGGCUAGAAUGAAUACCGUUGUCAGUAUUCUUUUUCCCCAAGAUGCUGUGAUAAAUUGUGGUGUUCUAACAUUAUGUAGUGUUUGUAGUAAUAGCCUGUACCCAUCACAUUGCCCAUUUAAUCUCAUUUUGUUUUAUUCUGAUGUGUCCCUUGCACUUCUCCUCCUCCAUUCACAUGUGGUUCUCUGCAUGUUUGCAGUGCACAAGCAUGUGCAAAAGUCACCACAGAAUAAUGGAGAAGAAUUGCAAUGGAAGACACGUGACAGGCUGAGGCGCUUCCUUGCAUGCUGACCUGCUUUCAGUGCUGAUCUGUUCUCAGUGGGAAGUUUGCAGGGACAAUGUUCCCCCUGAUGUCUGUCCAGAAUUUGCAAAGAAUAUAGAAAGGAUGUUAUUUUGGCAAUGGCCGAACUUCUAAGUUUAUUACAGAGAAGUGAAGUUCUUUUAAGAGAUCAGGUUAAAAAGUUCUUUUUAACCUGAUCCCAGGAUCAGGUGUGGACUAGUAGCAAUUCCUUCAGAGAUGUCCUGAGGGAAAUUGGUGUUCUAGCUGCCCUUUUUUAUUUUUUUUAUUGUGAAACUUACUGCCAGAUAAAUGUGCUUACGAUCACAGCAUUGGUGUUUCUCACAAAUAGGGAAACCUUAUGUAUUCUUUGUAUACUUUCAAAUGUUUAAAUGUGUAAAAAUGUAUGUUGUACAUACCAUUCUGUUGUAAACAUGUACACUUGUUCACAGUUUAUUGUCCAACAUAGAUAAAGCAUGAAAAUAAUUAUUUAAAAUAUACUUGUAUUUAUACCUCAGAUACUCCUGGGGGGUGAGGUAGUGUGUUUGUACCUCAAGGUGUCUACCCUUCCCCCAUGUAAAUAUGUUCUACACAAUUAAGGUCUAAGUAAGAGAAGAAAAAGUUUAUAACUUCUUAUGUCUGUACAGAAUAUAAUCAAUAAAUGCACUAUUAAAUGUU
Messenger RNA from Hemicordylus capensis (graceful crag lizard), 8117 nucleotides. It is a transcript of the gene DLC1, whose product is annotated as DLC1 Rho GTPase activating protein. Lineage: Eukaryota; Metazoa; Chordata; Lepidosauria; Squamata; Cordylidae. Bases 237 to 4883 code for a protein of 1548 amino acids. Gene Ontology annotation, molecular function: GTPase activator activity; protein binding; lipid binding. The record is from RefSeq and is a predicted model, not a curated record. The transcript has 18 exons. Gene Ontology annotation, biological process: actin cytoskeleton organization; regulation of Rho protein signal transduction; signal transduction. Gene Ontology annotation, cellular component: membrane raft; focal adhesion.